UAAACUUUUACGCGUCGUCCACGCGCAUCCUACGAGAGCGACAAACGUGGUCCAAAAAGCAAGCAUCUUAUGAUUGAUAUACUUCUAGUUUAACAUACGCAACAGAAUAUAGUUAACUAAAUUUAGUGAUAACUUCUCCGUUUUCAUCAACUGUCGACUCGAUUAGACACGUCGCAGACCGAGCUUGGGGGGGGGACUAUGUUUAAUGAGGACGAAGACUGGAAUGACGCCGCCGACGUCCUCAGUCAAAGUGUUGUGAAAAAUAAGCCAGACAGCAAGAGCCCCAAUGUAAAGUCCAAACAUGUGGGAAAGAAGAGCCUCCUGCGAACGCUGCAGAGGUUGGAAUCCAUACCAGACUGGAAGGACGACGAGCGUCAGCCUGACAGCGACAGCGACCUCGAAGCCGCUGCGCCGCACACCAAGAAGAAGAAGAAGAAAAAGAGGAGGAAGAGGACGAAACAAUCCAGUACGACAACAGAAGAGCAGGAGAACAACAUUGAGGUUAAGGAAGACAAAAGUGUAACCAAGAAGAACAAAGUGGAAAAGAAAAUAGAAAUAACGCAAAGAUGUCUUUGGGCACCGGCAGGUGAGACGGAGGACAAAGAAGCGGUGCAGAAGUCGGCCAGCGAUGCCCUGAAAUUCAACAGGCAGCAGUGGAAAAACAAAAUGAAGAACAAGAGGAAAUGUAAAAAUAAAUACCAGCAGAUCAAAGCUCAAAAGGAAGGGGAGAAGGACGAGGGCAAACCUCCGGCGACGAGGUGCGCGCCUGUCACUGGGGGCAAACCAGUGCAAGCGCCGGACAAGAAAACGCUGCCGCAGAAAAGGAACGAGACGGACGAGGGCGCCGCCGCCGAGAAGGGCGAGGACAAACGUCCGGCGACGAGGCGCGCGCCUGUCCAUGGGGGCGAAAGAGUGCAAGCGUCAGACAAGACAGCGCUGCCGCAGAAAAGGAAAAAGACGGACCACACCGCCGAGAGGGAUGAGGACAAACGUCCGGCGACGAGGCGCGCGCCUGUCCAUGGGGGCGAAAGAGUGCAAGCGCCAGACAAGACAGCGCUGCCGCAGAAAAGGAAAAAGACGGACCACGCCGCCGAGACGGAAGCCGUUCAAAGCGCCAAGCGGCAAAGGGACACCCCCGUCAAUGGGUCCGCACGGGAUUCCCGGACAGGGCGGCAAAAAGCCGAGCUGCUCAAAGCCGAGAGGCUGAAACGCCAGCACCUGCGCAAGCUUCUCGGGGCGGCCGAGGAGCCGGACAAGGAGGAGGAGCCCGAGGAGGAGCCCGAGGAGGAGCCCGAGGAGGAGCCCGAGAAGGAGCCCGUUUGGCAGGAGGCCAAGGAUGCGCCGGAGGACCGCUCCAGCAGGUUGCGCCGGCGCAUGGAGCAGCGCCUGGAGGCGGCCCGCUUUCGCCACAUCAACCAGUUACUGUACUGCAGCAGCAGCGGCGAGGCCAAGCGCAUGUUCCAGCAGGACCCGCCGGCCUUCGGGAUCUACCACCGGGGCUUCGCGGAGCAGGUGCGGCGCUGGCCCGCCAACCCCGUGGACGCCAUCAUCGACUACAUUCAGCGCAGGCCUCCGGCGCUGGUGGUGGCCGACUUUGGCUGCGGCGACUGUAAGAUCGCGCUCAGCGUCAAGAACAAAGUGCACAGCUUUGACUUGGUGGCCCUCUGCGACCUGGUGACAGUCUGCGACAUGGCCCACGUGCCACUGCAGGACAGGUCGGUGGACAUCGCCGUCUUCUGCCUGUCGCUGAUGGGAACCAACCUGGCCGCUUUCCUUGCCGAGGCCAACCGGGUCUUGAAAAGAGGGGGCAAGCUGAAAAUCGCUGAGGUGGCGAGCAGGUUCGACAACGUGAGGAACUUCCUCAUGGCGCUGACUAGGCUGGGAUUCAAGUUGGAGUCUAAGGAUACAGAGAACACUCAUUUCUACACGUUCGACCUCAUCAAGACGGGCGCCGCGCCGCCAAACGUCAAGAAUUUCGGCUUGCAGCUGAAGGCCUGCUUGUACAAGAAGAGAUGAUUUGUUCUAGAGUCACGUUUAACAACGCAUUUGCUCAAAAUGAGGAUUUCCUUUGACAAAGGUUUUAGCGUGGACGUGUGUGUACAGUUGUUCAAAUAUAAACACGUUUUCUGUGUUGUUUUUAAUCAUUGUUUUUGUAUGCAAUUCCUUCAACUCUCGAAAAUGAUGUGAAAU
Molecule: messenger RNA, 2190 nt
Organism: Syngnathus acus (greater pipefish)
Lineage: Eukaryota; Metazoa; Chordata; Actinopteri; Syngnathiformes; Syngnathidae
Gene: rrp8
Product: ribosomal RNA processing 8
Exons: 8
Coding region: 199-2016 (605 amino acids)
Biological process (GO): rDNA heterochromatin formation; cellular response to glucose starvation; regulation of transcription by glucose
Cellular component (GO): rDNA heterochromatin; nucleolus; chromatin silencing complex
Molecular function (GO): methyltransferase activity
Source: RefSeq, a predicted model, not a curated record